ACGUUGGCCGCGAGAAGCCCACGUUGGAGUCGGAUGCCAUUUUAUUAGCGAGGAGAACCGGAGAGUCCGCUGCCAGAUUUUCAGGAGGAGAAAGGAGGAGAAGAGGGACGAGAGCUUAUCGGGAGAAGGCGGCCCCAGGAAGGAUCGACGACCUCGGCGCAGUAUGGAAGGAACUGGAGGAAAAGAGGGAAGAGCAAAGCCAGUCUAGUAGUCGAGAGAGAGAGAGAGAGCUAACGAUGGUGUAUAAUUUGAGAACUCGGAGCAUACGCCAGAUGCUGUAUUGAAAUAAUGUAUUCAACCUUUAUUUAUCAUAUAUUCUGUUUAAAAAAAACAUUUUACACGCAAAAGACGAAUAAUAUAAUUAAUUUUUAUUGCAAUGACCAGUAAAAAUGUGCCUUCAAUUUUUCCGAAAUAUCACACCUUCGGUUGUCAAAGUAAAUACCUUUUUUGGAAUGUGCACUAUUGCAAUUUUUUUUAUCUUAAAGAACAUUGUUUCAAGAGUAUCCAGUUAAAUUUUUAGGUUAAAAUAUUAAAAAUGGAAGUUAUUGAAUUUUAAGUAAAAAACGGCAUUUUCUGAGCUUCUUUCUACAUUUUAAUUUUUUAAAAUUAUUGCAAUCAUUACUUAUGGCUCAGACCAAGUUUAUCCUAUUUGUUAAUGUUAAUAUAACAUGUCUAAUUUUUUACAACAUCAAAAAAUGAAUAGUAUCAUUGCAGCAAUUGUUUAAACUAGCGGGGGUCAGAUUGACCCCAUGUGUAGCGUAUAUCUCAAAUAGAUAGUGUGUAGUUUAAAUAGUUUCAGAAAUUGGGAAAACAUAAAAAGUUAAACCGGGAUUAAACUGCAUUAAUAGAAAUGGGCAUAAAGAGUCGGUUUCUUAUCGCUUCGCUGACACUGAUUUGACUUUAGAAACCACUUGUCACCGGCGAUCCUAAUAAGUUGCUUGCGUAUGCCAAACUGCAGAGUGAAUCGCAGGUGAGAAAGUGUCCACGCGAGAAUCGACGAGCAUGACCGUCAAACUGAAGCUGAAGGACGUGAAGGACAAGCUGAGGGAGGAUACUCUGGACCUCAGCUUGUGCGACUUGGAGGAAGUGCCUGUGCGAGAAAUCGCAUCUCUUAGGAAAGCAACAAAUGUCAAUUUAUCAACCAAUCUUUUGGUUUCGUUGCCGACCACUUUUGUUACCUUGAAACAAAUUGUAGUACUAGACCUCAGCAGGAACAUGUUGGUCGAGCUUCCCGAGAAUUUUGGCGAGAUGACGCAGUUGAGACAUUUGGAUUUGUACGCCAACAAGAUCAGCAGAUUACCUCUGAGUCUGAGCGAAUUGAAAAACCUCAGGUGGCUGGAUCUCAAGGAGAAUCCCUUGACCGAGGCGGUAGCCAGUGUUGCGGGACCGUGCAGUAACAUGCGCGAGUGCCAGGCGUGCGCUCGCAACAUCGUCACAUAUCUGUCCAACGUCAAGCUCGUCAUCGAAGAGGAGAGAUUACGUAGAUCCAAUUGCGUUACAGGCGACGCGAUCAAGGAGGUGGCGGGCGCGAAGAAGGAGGGCAAGAGGAAGAGAAAGAGGAACACGGAGAUGGAGAAGACGAACGGGAGUAAGACCGACUCUCCGACGCAGAGCGAGGCGUGCUCGCGGGACAAUAACGAUAGCGUAAGAUUAACGGGAUCGUCGUCCGACGACGCGUCCGCCUGUAAAUCGUACAAAUCCACAGGCACCGGGCUGUGCCGCUCUCUCACCUGCGUGAUCGUGUGGUUCUUCGUCAUCAGCUUGUUGCUCACCGUCGCGCUGACGUUACUCUCGUGGCGCUACGAGCGGCAGACUGACACGUUUCUGCAGAACGCGCAGACGUUGUCCGGCCUGCCGUUGAAGAAUUAUCAUCGGCAGACGACGGAUUGUUUGCAGCGCAUAAUAAAGAUCGCGGCCGCACAGUUCAAGUCGGUCGUCGAUGUGGUGAGGGAUUUUGCGCAGCUCCAGAGUGACACGAGCGAGGCGGAGAGAGAGCUGUAAAAGCCCGUUUCAAUUGCGGAGGUCAGUACGACCGGAGGAGCCAUCUGAGUGAAAUCACCGAAACAAUGCAUUUUCAGAUUUUCUUAUAUCAUGAAAGUUUAUUUUCGUCGAAAAAUGAACGAAUAAAGAUAUAUUCCUGGUAAAC
Molecule: messenger RNA, 2146 nt
Organism: Vollenhovia emeryi
Lineage: Eukaryota; Metazoa; Arthropoda; Insecta; Hymenoptera; Formicidae
Product: leucine-rich repeat-containing protein 59
Exons: 9
Coding region: 1003-2001 (332 amino acids)
Molecular function (GO): protein binding
Source: RefSeq, a predicted model, not a curated record